Molecule: messenger RNA, 2682 nt
Organism: Plasmodium fragile
Lineage: Eukaryota; Apicomplexa; Aconoidasida; Haemosporida; Plasmodiidae
Exons: 7
Coding region: 1-2682 (893 amino acids)
Source: RefSeq, a predicted model, not a curated record
AUGCAAAGCGGUAAGAGCGUCAGAAAACCAACAGAAAGCAGGCACUUGAGGAACUCCUCAAAGAAGGAAGAAGGCGAAAAUGGAAGGGAACAAAAAAGGAAUGAAAAUUGGAGGGGGAAUAAUAACCAUAUGUCGAAUGUGAAAAGGGAAGGAGGAACUUCCCACUCGACCGGUGACAGCAAGGCACAUGAAGAACAACAAAAAAAAGGAACUGGUCAUAAUUCAGGUUACACAAAAAGUGAAAAGAAUAAAAAAGGAAACGCAAAUGAAGAUGGAAAUCAUAUGAACAUGAAGGAAAAAAACACAUCCAACAGCUUGCCUAGGGUGGCAGCAGCAGUUGGUCACGGCAAGGGCGCCACCAAGGAUGAAGCUAAUUUAGGAAAAAAAAACACAGUUAAAUGGGAAGAUGAACGAAAUGACAAUUUAAAAAGAGGCCAUAAGAGAACAAUGGAUGCUAAUGACCAAACCAAGGAACAAUCACUAAAUUGUAAAAAACAAAAAUGUGAAAACUCAACAACAGUUCAGUGUGAAUUAAGUCUAUAUGAUGAAUUCAGAAAUUCUAUUCAAGGUAAUAACAAAAAUUUUGUACAAUCUUAUAUGAAGAAAAUCAAGAGCAAUUUCUUUUCCUACUGGAAUGAAUGCGAAUAUCAACUCAAGGAGCUACGAAAAAGAUACUUGGAGAAUGAAAAAUUAAUCAAAGAAAUUGUCCAGGAGAAUAACCUCUUGAUGAAUGGCGUGGACAAGUUCUCUAAUAACUUAACGGAAGCAGUAAAAGGGGAAGAAGCGAACAGCGACCAACAAACCGCAAAGGAAAACGCCUCCAUUGUAGAACAUUCUACCGAAAAUUAUACCCCAUUAGAGGGAACCAAGAUGGAGAAAAAAAGACAAAUAUUAAACAACAUUAUAAAUAUAAAAAUGAUUUACAGAAUGAUCGAAAUGUACCUUUUCACCAUGAGACAAUUCUCCUAUUUAUUGAAGGAAAAUAAUAAUUUCAUUUCUCUAAUUGUGGACGAAGAAAAUGUAGAAAAAAAUAAUUACGAACGAAUCAUUCGAAAUUUUUUAAACUUUGAAGCUAAGAAUUAUGAAAAUAUUAAAAAGUUUGCUUUAAAAAAUAAAAUGUUGUCUAUGAAUAAUUUUUUUAAAAACACCCUGAAAGGCAAUAAUUACUCAAAGGAUGAAAUGUCCCAUUUUUACACCUUGAAAUGUUUGGAGGAAGAAAUUUCAGAGCGGACAAAUGCAAAAGAAAACUUACGAUUAUUAAUGGUAAAAAAGAAAGAGUGCAAAGAAGAAUAUGAAAAACAUGAUCAACGAAAAACCACCUCCUUCAACAAAUUAUCCCUCUUCACCACUAGCAUCAAAAGUUUUAUUGAUAAGUAUUACACCUUGGAUUUCCCACAAACGAAAUAUUUAUCAUCGGUUUAUUUUAAAAUGAUGCAUGGCCAAAUGGAGAUGAAUUCCAAUAACGUUUCACUUUUGAAUAAUAAAAGGCCGUUCAAUUUUCUCUUUAGCUUUAAGGAGCAGGGCGGAGGCAGCAACGGCGGCAACAACAACAACAGUCGCGGCAGCAAUAGCGAAGGAGGCAUCCACGACGCUUACACUCACGUCUACAACUAUAUGAAAUAUGACCUUAUUACUCAAACUCGGAAAAACGCAAAAAAUUCCGAGCACCCCCCUCAUCAAGAGGAUGUCCACGAGGAAUCUGUAACAAUAAAUAUGCACACAAAAGACAACUUUGAUAUUUCUAUUUUGCCCGAUUUAACUUAUUUGAAAUAUUUGCAAAUACAAAUUGAAAUUUUUUACCUUCUCAAGCCAGAUUGUCUAGUGGCUAAAACAACUCCCGUUCAAUUCUUAGGGCUCAAUGGGGGUCGUAGCCUACUUUCAGAUAUAUACAGUAACGAGGAUCACAUCCUUUUCUUCUCCGAGGACGAAGAAUCUUUUUACAAUUUUAAGUAUGGCUUUCCCUUCUUUUGGCUGAAUGCCAUGGGGGGCAAGGCGUGCGGACCCAGCGCAGACGGCUACGCGCCUGGAGGGGGAAGCAGCGGAAAUGCGCCCAGAGAACGCCCCACGAACGGACAGCUGGACAAAAAUAAGCUGUCAGAAAUUUACCAGUGGCAUCUGGGAAGGACCCUAGACGUGUCCGUUUUUUUCUCCAAAAUAUUUACAAGAGCGCUAUUUAGGAUAUGGGACGUCUGGCAAGUUAACCACUACAAGUCCUACCCCAAUGUGUUCCCCCCAUUUACCCAUGAAAAACAUCUCGAAGCGUUAAAAAAAAUCCAGUCGAGCUCGUUGCAGCAAGUAUCAUACUUUGACAUUAUAACCGAGGAGGCCUAUUUGAAGGAGGAAAAGGAAAACACGGAGGAACGCACCAACGAUAACCUUUACGCGUGCUGCUCCAUUCAGUUAUACGAGCCCUACGUGAUCAAGUCGUACAUUAGUGUCCCUUUCAACGGAAAGGAACCGUACUUUAGCGUAUUCUUAACGAAAAAGAAAACACAAAAGCGGUUAAAGAAACUGCAAGACUACUUAAACACGACGCUCGUAAAUAAGCACUCCAAGGUUGAGGAUACCCAAAGGCAAAUCAUAUUAACCUUACAGCUGGCAAAAUUGAGGGAGGGAGCACAUAAGUAUUACAAGUCGUUUAGCAAAAGUUCGACACCUAUAUUUGAUGAGGAAAUAAGUUGA